UCUAUGGUCAUGUACGCUGUGGAAAAGUGGAAACAAUAGUUGUGUGUUGUAAUAUAUUUUUUUAAGUUUAUAAUAGUGUAAAGAUAUAUUAAUUAGAAAAGUGCUUUGUAUAUAUAUAUAUAUAUACAUAUCUUUUUAGGAUAAAAAUCCAAUAUGGCUAAUACCUUCGAUAAACUGUAAACUGUAAGAUGGAAGUUAUUUGUUUAAGUGACUCCGAUGGUAGUGAUUCCACUGUAUACAGAGAAUGCCCUCGGUCUAGAGAAGGGUACGAAAAAAUGUCAAAAGUUUCAAAUGAAGUGCAGGUAGAGAGGAAUGAAGUAAUAACAUUGAGUUCAAACGAGUCAGUUUUGGAAAAGGAAUCAAUGAGAUCUUCAGAAACAGAACGAUGUAGAGUGACUUGGGAGAAAAAGAGGAAAUCAGAUGAAUCUAAAAUACCUUUUGAGACACCGUCACCAGAGAAAAAAGUAAAACAAUGGAUGAAAAAUCAACAUAUGUUUUUUGUACAAAAAGAAUUGAACUCUAACAGAAACAUUCCAUUGAGUAGUCAACAUUUAGACAGUCUCACCAAUAAUGCUAUUAACAUAUGUUCCAAGAAGGAAUCCUGUCGUCCAACGAAAUCUGUAUUAAUUCGUCAGGAUUAUGUAAAAUUCAGUAAUACUGAAUGUGGACCUGGAACAUCAUCUGCAGCUGCAAUAGUUAAAUUAAACUACAGGGAUAAUAGAUAUUCAGAAUCAGAUUCUGGGUGUUCAACAAAUAAUUAUUCAUGCAAAUAUAAUAUUAAUAAUAAUAACGAUGAUGAUGAUGAUGAUGAUGAUGAUGAUGGCACACAUAAAAUAAAAGACUGCAGUAAAUUAAAAGAUGAAAGUAAUCGUUUCAAUGAGAAUACAUCAAUCAAUCUUAUGAAUGGAUGUAGCAAUUUUUCCAGGUCACUUGUUAAAAAAUCAAACCUUUCAAUACACGAAAAAAACUGCCGUGGUAAAUUGCACAGGGAGAAAAGUAAACCAAUGGAUCAACCAUUGAGUCCUGAAAGUCAAAAAAAGAACGAACUCUGUUCAUACUUACAAUUGAUGAAUACACAUGGUAGAAAAAAUCGGGAAUUCUUACAAAAUAGAAGAUCUAUCAGAGUAAUUAAUCAUCAGAAAUUAUUAGAAAGAAGAGAAACUGAGAAAGUAUUCAAAUGUGAGAAACUUGAAAAAUCAUCUACGGAAAUAAGUGAGGAAAAUUCAAAAAACAAUAGCGAUGUUGCUAAGAUUUGUGGAAGUUCUGCUACAAGAAAAUCAUUUGCUGAUUUAAAUUUGAAAUCGUUAGCACCUUCGUGGGUACAAAAUAGAAGCGUAAAUGUUAGAAAUGGUUCGCGAUCUUUAAAACGCGUUGUUCCUAUUAAAAACGAAAGUAACUUUGAGGACAUUAUGCAGACUUUUCUGAUUACAGAAAAUGAAAAGUUGUUUGGUAACGGUAGGAAUUCUUCAACAGGAAUGGCUAAUACAAAAAUUACCAAUGCGCCUCAUAGCAAUGAAACCGAAGAAACACGAAAAUUGUUAGAGGCUCUUAAAAAAAACAAUUCGCCAGCAUUGAAUGAAAAAAUAUGCGAUCAAUUAGAACAGUACUUGUCACAAUAUGAUCCGUUAGAAAAUUAUACAGAAGAAACUUAUAAUGUAAAAACGAAAAGUAAAACUAGACGUAGUUUACGCCUUGUUCACAAUAAUAAUUCCUUUACUAAGUCGAGUUCAAACAAUUCAAAUAAAUGCCAAGAUUUUGUAUGGAAAAAACAAUUAAACCCUUAUAAAAAUCGUGUUGAUUAUAAGAUAAACAGCAAUCAUUCACUGCCGAAGGUAAUAAACGAUUGUAAAGAUUUGACUUUGAACAGAACCAGUAAUAAUAAACUCUGUGUGGAAAUGACCGAUAAUGUUCCCUCUAUAAAUGUUCCUUGUUUGUUAAAGGAGAAACUUAAAAGCCAAUUUGAACUGAUAAAAAACCUUACCCCCGAACACAGGAAAGCUCUUUUUGAUAGUACAAAAUUCACCGGAAUUAAUCAAAUACGUAGCAUGUUCGUAUUUCCAAAUAAUCAUAAAGAAGUAUUAGAAUUCCAUUGCGAUGAUCUGACAUGUAAUGGGUUUAAGCUUUCCGAAAAGAUUUUUAGCGAAAAAGCAUCAGUUACCUUGAACGAAAUUUUAAAUGUGUUGGAAACUCAAGUUACGCACAGUCAAAGAAAAUUAGAAUUGAAAAUAGCUGAACCGACUAUUUCAAAACAGCAAAGGGAGAUUGAAACCAGAAACAAAACAAAUAUUUUGGAGAAGAACAUAUAUUAUGUGCUACCUGAUUCUAAUAUGUCAGAAAUAGAAGUAAGAAAUUAUUCUUUAUCUGCAAAGGAAGAUAUUUCCAAACAACAAUCAGAGGAUUCACAGGUAUCCACAAAUAGUUCAGCAGCUCGUGUAGGUUCGGGAUCCUCGACUUUAUGUGCUAUUCCACGUAACCAAAAUUCUUUAUUAUCAACCGUCAUGUCUCCGGAUUUAUCCUAUGUAGCGCUUCCGUCCAAUGUUCAAAACCAACUGUUACCAGUGCGGAGGAAAUCCUCUGAAAUUAAUUCUUCGUGUACCACAGUUAGUUCUUCAAACAGCAAACCGUUAAAUACCUAUCUCAGUCGUAAGCACCGUUCAAAAAUUACUAUCGAUUCCAGUCUUCAAACUUGCGAUAAUAACGACGAUGAGGUGGAGAUAUCGUCUAACAAAAUACAAAGUAGGUUUCAAGCAGUUCAGCCGGUAAUGCUAGCGAAGAACAAAGGCCUAGUUGAGCAUGCAUAUUACUUCGAUUUUACAUUAGUGGUCGUUCAAGAGUUAUCUGUAAGCUUUUGGAAAGUUUGUCCAUUAGGUAAUAUUCUUGGCGUGCACGACAUGUGGGAGGCUAAAGGUGAUGUUCACCGACUCGUUUCGGACGAUUCCACUGACAAAACAGUCACCGAGACCGUCACAUAUAUGGACAAAUCGGUGGCCUACUUCGAAAUGUGGACGAAAAUAAAUGAUACCGGCGCUCUGGACGUCAUCGUGGUCAUUUAUUUUUGGCUGGAGUGUUUCAGUCAACCAAGUAGGAAGAUUGUUCUGCUGGACAGUGUAAAAUGUAAAGACGCAGACGUGAUUUACAUGGUUUUGAAAAGAUCUCGUAAAAUUUUUGUGGCUACGUGUGCGAUUGUUGCAGGGGUGCCCACCACUUUUCUGAACAAUCAUCAUUUAGCAUCGGAUUAUCAAUCUAUUGCAAGUACCAAGCAAAUGGGUUGUGUUAAUUAUCAUGUACGCACAAUGCAUAACAUACAAGAUUGUGAUACGUUGAUUAUGGGCUGCGGUGAACAAAAAAUAACUCUUUGGAAUGUAGAAUACGGAUUCGUGGUAGCUACAAUCGAUCUGUUAGGUUUUAAUGAAAUUCCUCAAACAUUAUGGACUAAAUGUGAUAGAGGUUUCUUGUUUGUUUUACAACAAUUUUCGGAUACGUCAUUGAAGCUAAUAGCUAUAAAUGGAAUUAAUUACACUUGGAAGCUGUUAAGAAGUUUUCAACCGAAUGAUACUUGCGGAAGUUUGCAAGGGGUCUGCGUGGAAAAUGGACUACUGGUAGCGUUUUUCGAUAACGUAAGUUUGUGUUGGAAAAUAGAAAAUAGGGAAGAAAUUCUAGAGUUGCCCUGUGACGAUAAUUUAAAAGUUUUUGUAUCGGACAGUAAUGUCAUAUCAGUUUCUAAUGAUCAGCUUCAAGUCAAAAAUGCGUUACAGUAUCUUCUCACAUGCGACGAUAUCUAUAACACCAAGGUGUAAAUUAAAAAUAACAGUGGUAAAUAAUUUGAUUCAUUCAUUACAUACCCGUAUGUAUUUAUUUGCUAAGUCGUUUUCAAAGACAAUUAAUUGAUCUACGUUUGUAUUUUGUAAAUAACUAGUUAUUAAAGUAUUCAUAAAAUUGGUAUACUUUCUGUUUAUUAUCUUGGAGAGAGUAAUUUAUUACGAAUAAAAACUACUUUUGUGUAAAGUUGGACUCCAAAAUAUAAAUUAAUUGUAUCUGACUUUUAUAUCAAGUGCGUAUUGUUUAUUUUUAUAACAUGUAGACCGUGGUAACGACUUC
This is a messenger RNA of Agrilus planipennis (emerald ash borer), 4098 nucleotides long. RefSeq lists its product as uncharacterized. The record is from RefSeq and is a predicted model, not a curated record. Gene Ontology annotation, molecular function: protein binding. The coding region runs from base 189 to 3797 and encodes 1202 amino acids. Lineage: Eukaryota; Metazoa; Arthropoda; Insecta; Coleoptera; Buprestidae. The transcript is spliced from 7 exons.